Messenger RNA from Knipowitschia caucasica, 294 nucleotides. The record is from the annotation of a GenBank genome assembly. NCBI's taxonomy places the organism in Eukaryota, Metazoa, Chordata, Actinopteri, Gobiiformes, Gobiidae.
AUGGAGGGCACGUUGAGGGAGCCCACGGGAACAUUAGUUGGUAGUUUUGUUCUGAGGGCCACACAGACGUCCAGCGUGCAAUUCCGUAUCGCGCUAUUGGCAGACUCCGGUCAGCGCGCACGGCAUCCAUAUCAGGGCCAACCUCAGGAGAGGUCAGCAGGAUUACAGGCAGGAGGGCGCAGCACAGUAAGGGCCCAGCACAGCACACAGUGGGGCAGGAAGACAACAGACAGGGGGGGGGGGAGCCAGCAGGGGGGCAAUGGGGGGUGCAGCGAAGACAACAGCAUGAGCUAA